Anopheles maculipalpis is the source of this 1798-nucleotide messenger RNA. RefSeq names its product ATP-binding cassette sub-family G member 1-like. NCBI's taxonomy places the organism in Eukaryota, Metazoa, Arthropoda, Insecta, Diptera, Culicidae. The coding region runs from base 18 to 1796 and encodes 592 amino acids. The transcript has 5 exons. Gene Ontology annotation, molecular function: ATP hydrolysis activity; ATP binding; ABC-type transporter activity. The record is from RefSeq and is a predicted model, not a curated record. Gene Ontology annotation, cellular component: plasma membrane.
GCUAGACGCCUUCAGACAUGAGCUCGGAAGAAACGGUUGAAGUGGUUAUACCACUUGUGAAAACCAUAACCAACCUGACCUUUCGGAAUUUGUCGUACAGUGUGAACCAGAAGCAUCUGCUGCGGAACAUCUCCGGCACCCUGAAGUCUGGUAGACUGACGGCAAUUCUAGGACCAUCCGGUGCCGGUAAAUCAACACUGCUGAACAUACUCAGCGGUUUUAAAACGCAAGGAGUAAGUGGUAAAAUACUCAUCAACAAUGAGACGAUCGAUUGCCAAAAGUAUCGCCAACUAGUCGCCUACACGGAACAGGACGUACCCUUACUACAGAAUCUCACCGUCCGAGAAACGCUCCAUUACGUGGCUGAUCUUCGACUUACUAAGAAUGUUUCCUACAUCCACAAGACAAAGAUCGUUAAUGAUAUUGUAGCGCUGCUGGGACUUCAAAAGUGUUCCCAUAGUCAAACACGAACACUUUCUGGAGGUGAACGGAAGCGGCUUUCGAUAGGGUUGGAGCUGGUGUCGAACCCGAAAAUUAUGUUCUUCGAUGAACCCACCAGUGGGUUGGAUAGCGUUGCAUCGUAUCAGGUGAUCGCGUACAUGAGAGAUCUUGCCCGGCAGGGUCGUUGUGUGGCCACCGUUGUACAUCAACCCAGUUCGGAGUUGCUAGAACUGUUCGACGAUGUGUAUGUGGUGGUGGACGGAAGGUGUAUGUAUCAGGGAUCGCUGGACGAUCUAAUACCUACGCUGGAGGAGGUUGGUUUCAGCUGUCCCCCAUAUUAUAAUCGAGCCGACUUUGUGCUGAAAAUCGCGUCUCAGAGAGCCGACGAUAUGGACAGUGUGGAGAAGCUGAUAGCGAGAGCAGAUACAGCCAUUAAUGGAUACUUAGAGAAUGAUACAACAAAUAUACAGGAAUGUACCAAUCUGCUGACAUCGAGUAAAUCCUCCUCCCAGUAUCCUAUCGCCUGGUGGCGACAGUUUGUGGUGCUAGUUCGCCGGACAACCUUAUGCACGAUACGGAACAUCACCCUCACGAGGUUCCGUCUGCUAGGCCAUCUACUGUUCGGUCUCACGAUCGGUAGCGUGUUUUACAACGUGGGCGAUGACGGUGCCAAAGUGUUAUCCAACGUGUCCUGCCUCAUUCUAUUCCUCAUGUUCAUCGUGUUCGCCAACGCAAUGACGGUGGUGCUUACGUUCCCACUCGAGAUGGCCGUAUUUGUGCGGGAACACCAGAGCAAUUACUAUCCCGUGUCGGCGUACUACCUGUCGAAGCUGGUUGCCGACUUUCCGCUGAUGCUUGCCGGCGUAAGCUGUUUCCAGCUGAUCGUGUACUACCUAACUGGGCAACCGAAUGAAACGGAGCGAGUGGUGCUGUUCUGGACCAUCUGCGUACUGUUUGGAUGGUUAGCACAAAUGUACGGCAUGGUCGCGGGUAGUCUGUUCCCGCUCGACGUUAGUCCAUUCGUUGUACCAGCUUCAGUCAUCCCGGCGGUAAUGUUUUCCGGGUUCUUCAUUCGGUACAAUGAACUGCUGGCCGUGUUUAAGCCACUCACGUACGUGAGUUACUUUCGGUACGGGUUUGAAGGUUUGGCACAGGCAACAUAUGGACUGAACCGAACGCAACUCGGCUGUAGCGAAAUGUUCUGCUACUAUCGCAAAACGAGCAAGGUGAUGGAGAUGCUGCAGAUGGAACAGGACCGUUACUGGUACGACGUGGUGGGCCUGUCGGUGUGGAUAGCCGUCCUUCACGUACUGCUGUACGUAAGCCUGAAAGUGAGACUAAGGCGAAACCGGUGAAG